AUGCACCUUCUGGGUAGGAGGAUGAUAACACUUAUAACCCUUCUGAGUAGAAGAUUAGCUAAUAAAGACACAGCGCAGGGCAUAAGGAUCAAGUUUACUCCGUUGAUAAGAGUAGACAUAAACAUAGGCAACACACCCAAAAACUUUAAGGGGCAACUUGGAGACGGAGACAUGGGAAACAUGGUCAUCAAACACAUCAUGCAGAGUCCUGAAAUCAAGAACCCGGCUAGGAGUACGAUUAAUUAA
Molecule: messenger RNA, 246 nt
Organism: Prunus armeniaca (apricot)
Lineage: Eukaryota; Viridiplantae; Streptophyta; Magnoliopsida; Rosales; Rosaceae
Source: the annotation of a GenBank genome assembly